This is a messenger RNA of Symbiodinium necroappetens, 617 nucleotides long. The record is from the annotation of a GenBank genome assembly. Lineage: Eukaryota; Dinophyceae; Suessiales; Symbiodiniaceae.
GUGCCAAAAUGAGCUUCAGCCCUGAUGGUCCGGCUGCGGGCGGCCCAUCGGCUCCCUCCAGUGGAGCAGGUGCCAAGACGAGCUUCGGCCCAGAUGCUGGUGGUCCUACAAGCUUCAGCCCUGAUAAGCCAAGCAUAGGUGGAAAGAUGAGCUUCGGCCCAGAUGGAGGCUCCGCAGCAGGUGGGCCCAUGACCUUCAGCCCAUCAGCAUCGUCUGCCGGGACAGGUGGCGGGACGAGCAUCGAUGGUCGUGGUCCUGCCUUUGCCGGCCCUCUGGGGAUCGGGGUCAUGGGUAUGGGUAUGGGUUUCGAUGGCCUUGCGGGGAUGGGCAGCCUUGGCAGCGAGAUGAUGUUCCGGGCCGCCUUGCAAGGGGGCAUGAUCGCCGGCUCCACGUCUCAGCUGCACCUGCUGCUACCAACUUCGCUGCUGCAGGAGUCGCUGAUUCCCAAAGGCCAGCUGACAGAGAUUGCACAGAGAUGCCAGGUCCGCAUCGAGUUGGGCCAGGAGGUGCCCCCCGACUUGAGACAGGUGACUUUGCGUGGGGGGCUUGCCGCCAACUCCGUGGCAGCCUACUUCCUGCAGGAGAGAGCGUUGCAGCUGCAUCAGCCAAGCGGCUGA